This is a messenger RNA of Raphanus sativus (radish), 1844 nucleotides long. Its product is annotated as receptor homology region, transmembrane domain- and RING domain-containing protein 2. The transcript is spliced from 4 exons. NCBI's taxonomy places the organism in Eukaryota, Viridiplantae, Streptophyta, Magnoliopsida, Brassicales, Brassicaceae. The record is from RefSeq and is a predicted model, not a curated record. The coding region runs from base 330 to 1679 and encodes 449 amino acids.
AAUAAUAAUAAAAAUGCCAAAACAAAACCUAACCAAAAGCUCGAAUCAGAGAUUUCCAGAUAUUAUUACUUCCGACAAUUCUAGUUCUUCUCUCUCUGUCUCUCUCUCUCCUCAAGAACCCUAAUAGUUUCUCGUAUUCAACGAUCUGAGUCUCUCUCUUUCCUUAAAAAUCUUCCGACAUGGUUUAGAGUCUCUGCUCUUAAUGGAAGCUGACGUGUCAAUCGUCUGAAAAGAAAAAAAAAUCCCUUUAAUCGCGAUCAGAUUUUCCCCAGCAAAGAUUAAAACUUUUUUUUUCCACCGUUUGUUUCAAUCUGCCAAGGAAGAAGACAAUGAUGAAUCGUCCCCUGGUGCUUCUUCUCCUACUCUUCCUCCACGUCUUCACCCUUUCUUCAGCCAAACUCAUUCUCAUCAGGAACAACAUCACUCGCUCUUUCGACGACAUCGAAGCUAACUUCGCUCCAUCUGUUAAGGCAGCUGGUGAAAUUGGGUUGCUUUAUGUGGCUGAGCCUUUUGACGCGUGCUCUAACUUGAUGAAUAAGCCAGAACAGAGCUCUAACGGUACUACUUCCCCUUUCGUGUUGAUCGUUAGAGGAGGUUGUAGUUUCGAAGAUAAAGUCAGAAAAGCACAGAGAGCUGGUUUCAAAGCUGCUAUUAUACACGACAACGAAGACCGUGGAACCUUGAUAGCAAUGGCAGGUAACUCGGGAGGCAUCAAGAUUCAUGCGGUUUUCGUUACCAAAGAGACGGGAGAUGCGUUAAAGGAGUUCGCGGGGUUGUCUGAUACCAAAGUGUAUCUCCUUCCUAGCUUCGAGAACUCUGCUUGGUCCAUCAUGGCCGUCUCAUUCAUCUCUCUGUUAGCAAUGUCAGCUGUUCUCGCCACUUGUUUCUUCGUCCGUAGGCAUCGGAUAAGAAGGCGUACAUCUCGCUCCUCCUCUAGAGUCAGAGAGUUUCACGGCAUGAGCCGCCGCUUGGUGAAAGCGAUGCCGAGUCUAAUCUUCACUUCGUUCCACGAAGACAACACGACCGCGUUCACUUGCGCUAUCUGCCUCGAAGACUACAACGUCGGAGACAAGCUCAGGCUCUUACCUUGCCGUCAUAAGUUUCACGCGGUGUGUGUUGACUCGUGGCUAACCUCAUGGAGAACGUUCUGCCCCGUGUGCAAACGAGACGCGAGAACAGCCAACGGGGAGCCCCCAGCUUCGGAGAGCACACCGCUGCUCUCGUCCGCCUCGUCGUCUUUCCGAUCUUCCUCUGCUCUAUCUUCAUUCAGAUCAUCAGCAAUGUUAAUCGGUCCUUCCAUGGGAUCAUUACCAACUUCAAUCUCCUUCUCUCCCGCACACGCGAGCUCUUCCUACAUCAGACAGUCCUUCAGGUCUUCCUCUCUAAGGAGAUCUCCUCCGAUAAGCGUGAGUCGAAGCUCGAUGGAUCUCAGACACCAGGGAGCUUCUCCAUCGCCGUCGCAGAGAUCGUACAUGGCUUCUCCGCAGUCGUUUAACUACCCGACUCUGUCACCUCUCAACGCUAGCAGGUACAUGUCACCGUAUAGGCCUAGCCCGAUCAGUGCUUCACCUGGACUAGUCGGGUCGUCAUCGAAUCAUCCGUUGAAUCCUCUGCGUUACAGUGAGUCAGCAGGAACUUUCUCUCCAUACGCUUCUGCGAACUCGCUGCCAGACUGUUGAAGAAAGUUCAUUGAACCAAAACUGGUUAUGGUUCAAUGGACAGAUGAGAUUUUCUUUUUUUUCUUUCUUUUUGUAUUUGAGUUUUAACUAAAGAGAGAGAUACGGUUUGUGUUUGUGUAUGUGCGUGUGAAUACUGAUGAUAUGCUUUAUAGUCUUUUGGUUUGA